CAUAAACAAUAGUUAUAGGAACGGCUGCUGUGGCUUCAUCUACCAUUAAAUGACGAAAAUGUCUGCUACCUAUAAUUGCUCUGAGAUUAAUGCUGUAUUCGGAAUUCCUCGCCUUGCUCAUCCAGACAACUUGUCAGAACCAGCAGGACAAUGAGAAAUUAGGCCAAGAUGGGGAGACUCAAGAAGGACAUGUUGAUAGAAAUGCUUCAAGUAUUUCUAGGACACCAACCAACAGAGCAACAGAUCGCAUGUUUCCUUUCCAUCGUGAAAACAGGAAACAGUGAACAUCUAUGUCUUGGCGAUGUUGCAGUGCCUCUAAAGUCGCCAUUGAUGAAAUACAUAGAGAAAAUGGACACUGCUCUUGGUUGUUACAUUAGAAACCUUACUGAGGAGAGUCACAGUGCUGCCCUCAAGUCCCUGCAGGAGGGUAAAUUCCCAGUGAGUAAGAUAUGGAUAGAUAAAGAUAUUUUAUAUAUCAAAUUUGAAAGAAAGGAGGUAAUGAAGUGUAUUGUCAAGGAAGUAGCCAGGAAUGUACUUGACUAUGGAAAAAACAAACUGUUGUCAUCGGUGAAAGUUAAUAUAGCAAAUGAUUCAAGUAGAGAAUCAUCUGCUUCAGCAACUUCAUACCGAGGCCACAAACUUGCUUUCCAUAUAGGGGAGAUUCUCAAACAUGCUGGUGCAACCGUGGAGCUAGAAGAAUGUGAUCAGAGAAAACCCAGCGCAAAGAUAAGGCAAAACCUACCACCCAUAUUACUAAACCCAGAAAUGGAUGGUGAAACUACUUUCAAGUGUACAGGACUUUGUCCUCCUCCUGCCCCUAGAGUAGAACCAAGUGCAAAUGUUGGAAGGGGUGAGUUUCAGAGGCUGGUGGCAGCAGGCAUGUCAAAGCCCAUGGGAGAAAAAAAGAAAGAGAAUAAAGGUAUAUUCAAGGAACUGUUAGAUGUUUUUGAUCCAUCAGUUCCCCUCCAGCCUCCUAAGGACCAGAAGAAAGAAUUUAUUGAGGAGAUAUUUGAUGCUCAUAAGGAUAUUAAAGCUAUUAUAAAGUCCUCAAAAGAAUCAAAAACAGAGACAACAAGCUAUACAAUAGAAAAUGUUACAGAGGAAUCUUACCCUCCACCUUGUAAUGAUAAGAUUUUUAAGAAACAUCAUUGCUUUUAUGUCCCUAAGUUAGGAGAGAAGAAAAUGGAAGCACCAUUAGUAACAAGGAAAGUAAAAGCUAACCUCCCUACUACAAAAGAGGAAGAGAAGAAAAUGGAAGCACCAUUAGUAACAAAGAAAGUAAAAGCUAACCUCCCUACUACAAAAGAGGAAGAGAAGAAUGAGAUAAACCUUUACAUUGCAAGAGAACCACUCCCAACUACAAUGAUUUCUAAGGCAAACCAGUAUCUCUAUGCUCCAGUUGUUCACAUGAAAACCAGUAAGGUGUGGAAUGGAUCAACAGAAGAUUUAUGCAAAAUCUUGGUAGAGGAACUGAAACGAGCAGCUGCACAGAAACAUGGAGACGUUGAUACACCAGAAUGGAGCCAGUUCUUGGAGGAGCAAGCAUGGAGAUGUAUGAGCCUCCAGAUGCUUAGUGUCUCUCACUGCUCUCCACUGAAAGUAGAAGUGGAUGGUGUGACUCAGAACUCAAGAGAAUCUGCAUUUAUCUUGUAUAACUAUGCACGCCUCUGUACCAUCUUCCAAUCCUUUGAAGAGAGUGUCUCAGAAGGAGAAUUUCCACCAUUGCCAGACAUUGAUGAAAUUGACUUUGCUCUUCUGAGAAAUGAGGAGGAAUGGCAGUUGGUCUGGGGAUACAUCUUCCACUUCCCAGAUAUUAUAGAGGAAAAUGCUGUGCAAAUAAUGGGAGGCACUGGAAAAUUUAGAACUGUUGCCGUCACCAAGUUCAUGAGUUCCUUUUCGCAUCGUGUGAGCGAGUACUACAGCCGCUACCAUGUCCUGUCUGAUCCUCUGCCACAUCUGCUACCCACAAUGUAUGCAAGACUUCAUCUCUUGCAAGCUGUCAAGACUGUGAUGGAAAUAUGUUUUGCUACACUAGGGGUUCAGUCACCUACAUCUUUCAUGUAAUUUUUGUUGGAAGUAUUUCUUACUCUGUGUUUCUGUGAAUGGGCUUUUUUUCUGAUUUUCUCAUAAUUGGCUUGCAAAGGAUUAUUGUGAAUUUAUUGCAUUGUGAAGGGUUUUCACAAUUUUUUUUUACUGAAAGAAAAAAUAUGGAAAUUAUAUGCUGUGUAUGUACAUACAUACAUACUCUCUCCAGCUGUUAUAAGCUGUCAUGUGUGUAGUAAAUAAAUUCGAGGAGGAGGAAUUGCCACAAUUUUUCAUGCACUUAUGAAAACAUACAGGGAAAUCCAUCUUAUAUCAGUAGACUAGUCAUAUUUUUAAAAUGUUUGUACAUGGAAGAUAUCUGUAUUUGAAAUAUGUAUAUCAUAACAUUGUAUUCUUUGCAUUAUCAAAUCACUUAAAGGAAUUCAGAACAUAUUUGGAUUUGUAAUUUCUGCAGGUUCUUGUUUUGCUUGUCUGUAAAGGUUCAUCCAUUAAAUUUAAGGCUUUUUGAUAAGGAUGCAAUGUUAUUCUCAGAAUGAAUUUCAUGAAUUAUUUUAUUUUUGUACUGAAAGAAAAGAGUAUGGAAAUAUAUAAAUUAUUGUUAUUUUUAA
Messenger RNA from Penaeus vannamei (Pacific white shrimp), 2651 nucleotides. RefSeq lists its product as uncharacterized. Gene Ontology annotation, biological process: tRNA C3-cytosine methylation; arginyl-tRNA aminoacylation. Gene Ontology annotation, molecular function: tRNA binding; ATP binding; arginine-tRNA ligase activity. Lineage: Eukaryota; Metazoa; Arthropoda; Malacostraca; Decapoda; Penaeidae. The record is from RefSeq and is a predicted model, not a curated record.